CACGAAAGUCUCUUAUAAGCGAGGAAAGUUUGACAAGUGUGCCUCAGUUUCUCUUGGUCCCCCCGAGCAGGAUUUGGGAGAAAGCGGUGUGAGCUCUACAGAAGUGACGGAGAAAGUCCCUCAGGACUCUCUUCUGCUUCUCGGUGACUCUCCAGCCAGAACACCCCCAAGAUGGGUGACUGGAGCGCUUUGGGAAGGCUCCUUGACAAGGUGCAGGCGUACUCCACAGCAGGAGGGAAGGUCUGGCUCUCAGUUCUCUUCAUCUUCCGGAUCCUGGUCCUGGGAACAGCUGUGGAGUCGGCCUGGGGUGACGAACAGUCGGCCUUCAAGUGCAACACCCAGCAGCCUGGUUGCGAGAAUGUGUGCUACGACAAGUCGUUCCCCAUCUCACACGUGCGCUUCUGGGUGCUUCAGAUCAUCUUCGUGUCCACGCCCACGCUCCUGUACCUGGCGCAUGUCUUCUACCUCAUGCGCAAGGAGCAGAAGCUCAACCGCAAGGAGGAAGAGCUGAAGGCCGUGCAGAAUGACGGCGGGGACGUGGACGUUCCUCUGAAGAAGAUUGAGCUGAAGAAGCUCAAGCACGGCCUGGAGGAGCAUGGCAAGGUGAAGAUGAAGGGGGCACUGUUGCGCACGUACGUGGUCAGCAUCCUCUUCAAGUCUCUCUUUGAGAUCGGCUUCCUGGUGAUCCAGUGGUACAUCUAUGGCUUCAGCCUGUCUACUGUGUACACCUGUGAGCGCUCGCCAUGUCCUCACAGGGUGGACUGCUUCUUGUCCAGGCCCACGGAAAAGACUGUCUUUAUUAUUUUCAUGUUGGUGGUCUCGCUGGUCUCCCUGCUUCUCAAUGUCAUCGAGCUCUUCUAUGUGUUCUUCAAGCGGAUCAAGGACCGCGUCAAGGGCAAACAGAACACUUACCCAUCCGGUGGCACCCUGAGUCCCACGCCCAAGGAGUUGUCCACCACCAAGUACGCUUACUACAACGGAUGUUCCUCGCCCACGGCGCCGCUGUCACCCAUGUCACCCCCAGGCUACAAGCUAGCCACCGGUGAAAGGACCAACUCUUGCCGCAACUACAACAAGCAGGCCAAUGAGCAAAACUGGGCCAACUACAGCACCGAGCAAAACCGGCUAGGCCAGAAUGGCAGCACCAUUUCUAACUCGCACGCCCAAGCCUUCGACUACCCCGACGAUACGCAAGAGCACAAGAAAAUUACGCCGGGCCACGAGCUACAGCCCCUGGCCCUGAUGGAUCCACGGCCAUGCAGCCGAGCUAGCAGCCGCAUGAGCAGUCGGGCAAGGCCGGACGACCUGGACGUCUAGCUAGAGUACUGACACUCAGAGCACAGAGGGGACAGACAGCUGUCCAGUUGUGGUCAUCCUCACUCUAGACUCAGAGACUUAAAUUUACUCACACUGCUGGAGGUACUAUUUGUUAAUUAAUGAUGACGUUGAAACUAGUGGCGCUAACAUUGCCUUAACAAGCUGAACAGCUGGGGGGGGUGAGGGGCCAUGAGCGUGUUCGCUUCACUUCCUGACAGUCCUGCAUUUUAUCUCCUGGAAGAAUAUGCCUUGGUGAUAUGUGAUUGGUUUUUCAUGAAUUGUUCUACAGCCACACAGUGACAUUCCAUUUAAAACACCCCACUAUUCCAGAACCACACUUUACCCCAUUACUACACUCAUCCACAUCAUGUUCCUCAUCUCUAUGACCAUCUCAACACCAUCUAAUCAAACAGGGUCCUGAGCAGGUUCCUAGUGCUGAUGUUCAUGAAUUAAUAUUUAUUUAUUCAUUAAGAAUACAGGAUAUCCACCACUAGACGAUUGACUACUAUCCAAGGUCACAUACACAUAGAAGUCACCAGAGCCAAUUGCAUAUUUAUUGACAAUUAUCCAAAUUUCAGCAAUACGUCUAUUAACAAGAGGUUCUUUUAUUAAUCACAGUGGACUGUCGUUUUCCUGAUAAACUUUGAAUCUAUGUGGUGUUAGUUUGAUUAUUUUGUGUUUGUUAUAUUGGUGUGGGUAGAAGUAUCUGAUUUUUUAACUCUUUGAGAGAAAGGCUUUAUUUCUCCUUUUUAAGUAUGUCAUUUUUUUCCUUAUUUGUUUAUUUGAAUGGGAGAGGAGGGCAGUAUAAGUUAGUUUUUUUUGUUUUACCCUUGGAGUGAGUGUUCUUUUUUUAAGUCAAUGUAAUCAUGCUGCUUGAGAGAUAGAGUUUUAGUACUGUAAAUCAAGCUAACUGUCACAAAUGUGAGUUUUUAGAAGACUGCUUGUUAGAGCUGGACUAAUAUUUAGUCAAUUAAAUUAAAAGAUAUAUGCCAAUGUAGCUCCACAACUACCAAACACUAGUAGAUAUAAUUUCAAUUUGGACAUUUUAGUGUUUCUAUUGCAAAACUUUACAUCGUAGCAUAUCGGUACUCGAACUUGGAAGUUCAUGGACUUUUUUUUUCAGCUACAAUGGUGUUUGCACUGAGAUUUUGGCAAGGAUGUCGUAUGAUGCGUAAGUGGCAAAUGUUCUCUCUGUUGUGCAAGGAACUAAUUUAUUUUACCACACACCAAGCAGAAGUAGAACUACACUAAAAGCAGCGUUUUCAUGUGAACUCUUGUUUUUUUUCUGGAUCUUGAUGCACCAAAGCGAGAUCUAGCAUUCACUUAACAAAGCAAUAAAAAGGUUGUACAUUUGUUUGAAAAAGAGAGUUACGAAAUGUCAUUCCAUGGGAAUCCACUGUUGUACAGUGUCCAAGUGCAUGAUAGCAAAAAAAAAGUCAUUAAUCAAAUCUGUGAAAAAAAAGCUAUUUUAACCAAUAAAGAUUUUUUCUUUGUAAUA
Astyanax mexicanus (Mexican tetra) is the source of this 2815-nucleotide messenger RNA. It is a transcript of the gene gja1b, whose product is annotated as gap junction protein alpha 1b. The coding region runs from base 172 to 1317 and encodes 381 amino acids. Lineage: Eukaryota; Metazoa; Chordata; Actinopteri; Characiformes; Acestrorhamphidae. The transcript has 2 exons. Gene Ontology annotation, cellular component: connexin complex. Gene Ontology annotation, biological process: cell-cell signaling; heart development. The record is from RefSeq and is a predicted model, not a curated record. Gene Ontology annotation, molecular function: transmembrane transporter activity.